GGGAUGUGGGGAAAUGGGCCCGAGGGGUGAAGAGAAGGAGGGAGAAAGAUGGAAAGAAAAUGAUUAUACACUUAUGGAGCUAUUUGUAUAGACAUGUCUUUCGAUUUUGGAUAAAAUGGAUCUUGAGACAGCUCACUGGAAAAUGUGAACUGCAGCGUAUCUGUGAUGGUUCAAAGAAGAGUGCUGAAAGAACACUCAAAAUAGAGCAUUCACUGGAAUCAUCAAAGAGUAAGGUGUUACAAAGUGCAGUGCAUGCUUCUGAAGAUGAAGUGAAAAAAUACGUAGCACUUAUCAUGAGAGAAAAGAAGAUCGAUAUACAAAAGGAUACAAGGUUUGCCUUGAAGUUCCAGAUGUGUUUGCUGCAGAUAACUGGUUAUAAGAAACUUUAUUUGGAUGUAGAAGAUCUGAGAAAAUGUCCCUAUGACUCUAAUAAUAUAGAGCACGAGAAGCAAUUAACAGAGCUUUGGAAUUUGUUGAUGCCCCAUGAAAAGCUGAAGGCUAGAAUCACGAAGCAGUGGUGUGACAUUGGUUUCCAAGGUGAUGACCCUAAAACAGACUUCAGAGGAAUGGGCAUGCUGGGAUUAGUUAAUCUUCUCUACUUCAGUAAACAUUAUACCCAUGAAGCACGUCAAAUCCUUGCUCGUUCAAAUCAUCCAAAACUGGGAUAUUCCUAUGCAAUAGUUGGGAUCAACUUGACAGAGAUGGCUUACAGUUUAUUAAAGAAGGGUGCUUUAAAAACUCACUUCUACAACCUGGUUUCUUCUGUAGCACAAAUGGAUCACUUCCAUCGGUUCUACUGUUAUUUGGCGUACGAGUUUGACAAAUUUUGGUUUGAAGAAGAACCAGAAAGUAUUAUGUACUUCAAUCAGUUCAGAGAAAAAUUUCAUGAAAUAAUCAAAAGACGUCUUCAGGAUUAUGAUGCAGUCCUUGCCUUAUAAAGUGAAAAAUAGUGUUCAUACCUUCGGGUACUGUAUAUAAAAAUUAUGCACUUCAAUGGAAUCCUCAUUUUUAACCAAAAAUCUUCACUUAAUGAUCAAGUUUUAUAACUUUAAAAAAUCACUUGGGAGAGCUUGGACAAUCAACACGUAUUUAGAA
Messenger RNA from Euleptes europaea (tarantolino), 1095 nucleotides. RefSeq names its product ELMO domain containing 2 (gene ELMOD2). NCBI's taxonomy places the organism in Eukaryota, Metazoa, Chordata, Lepidosauria, Squamata, Sphaerodactylidae. Gene Ontology annotation, cellular component: membrane. The transcript has 9 exons. The coding region runs from base 60 to 938 and encodes 292 amino acids. The record is from RefSeq and is a predicted model, not a curated record. Gene Ontology annotation, molecular function: GTPase activator activity.